GCAGGUCUGGCUCUAGAUAUACAACUUGUCCAGAUGGGUUUCUUCAGCUCAGUUCAUAUGACAACGACGGUUGUUGUCAACAAGAAAAGGUGAAAUGUAAAACAACCAAAUGCUAUGAACGGGAGAAAUCGACUAUAUUUAUAUCAUCAACAAAACAAAGUAAUUCUUUUGAUUUUUUUUUUUUUAGCUUUCAACUAUAUGUUUAGUUAUGGAGAGUAACGUUGUACGUUGAACCGCAGAUGAAUGUAUAUUUUGUUUACACAUCCAAAAGUGUUUUUGGAUCUGUUGUUAGCUAGUAGGCUAACUAGCUAGCCGGCGAUGUAUUUGUGAUUUGGCUGGCUAGCUAGCUCAAUUUUCUUUCUUCUCAAAGUUGUUUUAUGGAGAUAGUUAGCUUGUGUGUUACACAAAUAGUAGUUAGUUUGUCAUUGUCGUGAUUGUAGGUUAGCUAACUAACCAGUGGCGUCUACAUUGUUAGCUAGCUAGCUAGCUAGUUAGCCUCGACGUUUACAGGAUGAGUAACGUUAGCAGUCAAAAACGCCAGCAUUUUAAAGGAGCCGAAGUGAGCUGCAGUGUCAAAUACUUCUUGUUUGGAUUUAACAUCAUAUUUUGGUUACUGGGAGCAGCCUUCCUUGGCAUAGGACUGUGGGCAUGGGCCGAGAAGGGGGUGCUGUCCAACAUGGCCUCCAUAACAGACCUGGGAGGCUUCGACCCCGUGUGGCUGUUCAUCGUAGUGGGAGGAGUCAUGUUCAUCCUGGGAUUCGCUGGUUGCAUCGGAGCGCUACGGGAAAACACCUUGCUGCUCAAAUUUUUCUCAGUGUUCCUGGGUCUGAUCUUCUUCUUGGAGCUGACAGCAGGCAUCCUUGCCUUUGUGUUCAAGGACUGGAUCAAAGACCAGCUCAACUUCUUCAUCAACAACAACGUCAAGGCUUACCGCGACGACAUCGACCUGCAGAACCUCAUAGACUUCACACAGGAAUAUUGGUCGUGCUGUGGAGCCCACGGUCCUAAUGACUGGAAUCUGAAUAUCUACUUCAACUGCACUGAGUUUAACCCCAGCAGAGAGCGCUGUGGAGUCCCCUUCUCCUGCUGCGUCAAAGACCCUGCCGAAGACGUCCUUAACACACAGUGUGGCUACGACGUGAGACUUCAAGGGGAGUUGGACCAGCAGAAGUACAUCCACACCAAGGGUUGUGUGGGUCAGUUUGAGAGGUGGCUUCAAGACAACCUGAUCAUUGUAGCUGGGAUCUUUGUGGGCAUUGCACUUUUACAGAUAUUUGGGAUCUGCCUGGCUCAGAACCUGGUGAGUGACGUCAAGGCCGUGAAGGCCAACUGGUGACGCCAGGACCCUGAGGGGGAGGGAGUACUUUGACCUUUGACCCCUAACAUCCAGCUCACCUCCCACUGACCGCUAAGAGAUGAAAACACAAAGAGCUGUUUACCUCUGGACCUGCCAGGCUGAGGUGAAAACACAAAGAGCUGUUUACCUCUGGACCUGCCAGGCUGAGAGAUGAAAACACAAAGAGCUGUUUACCUCUGGACCUGCCAGGCUGAGAGAUGAAAACACAAAGAGCUGUUUACCUCUGGACCUGCCAGGCUGAGAGAUGAAAACACAAAGAGCUGUUUACCUCUGGACCUGCCAGGCUGAGAGAUGAAAACACAAAGAGCUGUUUACCUCUGGACCUGCCAGGCUGAGAGAUGAAAACACAAAGAGCUGUUUACCUCUGGACCUGCCAGGCUGAGAGAUGAAAACACAAAGAGCUGUUUACCUCUGGACCUGCCAGGCUGAGAGAUGAAAACACAAAGAGCUGUUUACCUCUGGACCUGCCAGGCUGAGAGGUGAAAACACAAAGAGCUGUUUACCUCUGGACCUGCCAGGCUGAGGUGAAAACACAAAGAGCUGUUUACCUCUGGACCUGCCAGGCUGAGAGGUGAAAACACAAAGAGCUGUUUACCUCUGGACCUGCCAGGCUGAGGUGAAAACACAAAGAGCUGUUUACCUCUGGACCUGCCAGGCUGAGAGGUGAAAACACAAAGAGCUGUUUACCUCUGGACCUGCCCGUCCGUCUAUUUCACCUGGUGUCACUUUCAACCCUACUUCCACUAGGAUUUCAAAACAUCCCUACAGAAAGGCCUUCCAGGGCUGCUUGUUGGAUACCUACUAUCCCACUUGUACAGCCUUUCUGUCUUCUGUACAGUAUAGAGUGUGCUGCUGACUGACCUACCGGCUGGCAUUUCUUUCCGUUAUCCUAUGACCACUGAAGGACAUUAAGCUCUCUUCAUGUUAGAGUAAAAUUCAGAAAAUUCGCAAGAUGGCAAGUCUGGAGUUAGCAAGGCCUUUGCUACGGAUGCAUGUCUUUAACCAGCUGUUUGUUGAACAGCAUGUUUUAACAUAAAUUAGUUUUUCUUUUCUCGUGUCUGUCGACGUUUUGAGUUUAAUCAAACAGACAGACAUAACGGAGAGGAUUUUUCUCUCCCGGCAUCCCUGAAGCACAUGGGGAUAGUAUGCUUUUACUUGAUCUAACCUUUAACCUUACACUAACGUUAAAUCUACGUUAUACUGAUGUCGAGGCUACGUUUGUAUGUGUUUAUUCUGUCUGUCUUCUGGACUCCCACCACUACCUUUUGGAAGCUUGAAUUACCUGACACCCUAGUUGUUAUUCUGAUACAUCUGGUCUGUCUGGAUUUGUACUUUUCUCCUCUCUUAGUUUGUUUCUCCUCGUGUUUGUUGGUGUGUUUGUUGUCUAUCUGUCUUAGUUGGACUGUUUUUUUUGUUGUACUAGUUUGUAUAGAAUAACAAAUACUUGUUUUAAUAUCUUCAUGUAUAAAUAGCAACACAUUUUCUCAAUAUAACAUGAAGGCUGCUUCAUCAUUGUAUCUUGGAGGAUUGCUAUGAGUAAGUAGAUUUUUCUGGUACAUUUCCCAUGUUUCCCAGAAAUCCUGGUUGUAAGAUUCCGUAUUUCCUGUUUAUUCCUUCCUGAUUUCUGGCAACUCUUCCACAACCAGGAUUUCUUGAAAUCUGGGAAUUUGGGAAAAAAGUUAACAAAAUGUUUUCAAAUCUAUUAGUAUGUUAUUUGUAACCAGGUCUAAUGCUUACAUGGUGAAAUGAAAUCCAUAUUAUUAUUCUGAUCUUUAUUAGAACAGAUAAAGUGGUGGUUGUGCCAUAUUCAUGUUUUUUUUUUAUUUUUUAACUUGCGUUAUUACCUUAUCAAUACAGAGUUUACACUUUCAGCCAACCAGUACAUUUUAAGCACGUUAUCAGAUUUGUAGCAGUAUAUGGUUUGAAUUGAAUUGUAUUUAUUGGGAUUUGGGGAUUUUAAAUUAUGUCUGGCAUGAAUAUAUUCCCUGCAGCUUCUGUCUGGCCGCUCUGUCAGCUCUUGUACCCAGUUAUUGCUCCACUCGUUAAGGUCCCUUAGAUAUACCUUACCACUGUCUCGCUCUUCCUGUGGUGUGUACAAGGCCUGUGUGUAGGAGCUGUAGUGUUCCUCCUCUUGGAGGAAUCCUUCCUGGUUGGGCUGCUGUUGUAGUAACAGGCUUGGUUCUUAGCUGUAUUACCAUGUACUUCCCUGCGUGUCAGAGCUCUUUAAUGGUGUUGUUCAGCAGCAUGGGCUUUACUUCCCUGCGUGUCAGAGCUCUUUAAUGGUGUUGGUCAGCAUCAUGGGCUGUACUUCCCUGCUUGUCAGAGCUCUUUAAUGGUGUUGUUCAGCAUCAUGGGCUUUACUUCCCUGCUUGUCAGAGCUCUUUAAUGGUGUUGUUCAGCAUCAUGGGCUUUACUUCCCUGCGUGUCAGAGCUCUUUAAUGGUGUUGUUCAGCAUCAUGGGCUUUACUUCCCUGUGUGUCAGAGCUCUUUAAUGGUGUUGUUCAGCAGCAUGGGCUUUACUUCCCUGCGUGUCAGAGCUCUUUAAUGGUGUUGUUCAGCAUCAUGGGCUCUACUUCCCUGCUUGUCAGAGCUCUUUAAUGCUGUUGUUCAGCAUCGUGGGCUCUGGGUGUGUGCGACGACCGCUUUACCUUCGUUCGUCAAGUAGCCUUGAACGAUGGUUUGCCUGAAUAGGAGAGAAACCAGUUUGUGUGUCAGGCUAGGUUUUUAUGCCAAA
Oncorhynchus masou masou (cherry salmon) is the source of this 4091-nucleotide messenger RNA. Its product is annotated as tetraspanin-17. NCBI's taxonomy places the organism in Eukaryota, Metazoa, Chordata, Actinopteri, Salmoniformes, Salmonidae. The record is from RefSeq and is a predicted model, not a curated record. Gene Ontology annotation, cellular component: plasma membrane. The transcript is spliced from 8 exons. The coding region runs from base 512 to 1336 and encodes 274 amino acids.